Molecule: messenger RNA, 1473 nt
Organism: Lontra canadensis (Northern American river otter)
Lineage: Eukaryota; Metazoa; Chordata; Mammalia; Carnivora; Mustelidae
Gene: DPP7
Product: dipeptidyl peptidase 7
Exons: 13
Coding region: 1-1473 (490 amino acids)
Biological process (GO): proteolysis
Cellular component (GO): vesicle
Molecular function (GO): dipeptidyl-peptidase activity; serine-type exopeptidase activity
Source: RefSeq, a predicted model, not a curated record
AUGGGCGCUCAGCCGCGGCCUGCCCGGCUCUGGGCCCUGACCCUGCUGCUGGUGCUGGGGCCGCGCAGCCUGGAGGCUGGGGCCCCCAGAGCCCCGGAGAGCGGCUUCCGGGAGGGCUACUUCGAGCAGCUCCUAGACCAUUUCAACUUCGAGAGGUUCGGCAACAAGACCUUCCCCCAGCGAUUCCUGGUGUCAGAGAAGUUCUGGAAAAAGGGCAAAGGGCCCAUAUUCUUCUACACGGGCAAUGAGGGGAACGUGUGGUCCUUCGCCAACAACUCAGGCUUCAUCCAGGAGCUGGCGGCUCAGCAGGAGGCCCUGGUCGUAUUCGCGGAGCACCGCUACUAUGGGAAGUCACUGCCAUUCGGCGACCGGUCCACGCGGCGCGGGCACACAGAGCUGCUGACGGUGGAGCAGGCCCUGGCCGACUUCGCCAGGCUGAUCCGCGCGCUGCGACGUAACCUCGGGGCCGACGACAGCCCCGUCAUCGCCUUCGGUGGCAGCUAUGGGGGGAUGCUCAGCGCCUACAUGAGGAUGAAGUACCCCCAUCUUGUGGCCGGCGCGCUCGCCGCCAGUGCGCCGGUUGUGGCUGUGGCCGGCCUCGGCGAUUCCUACCAGUUCUUCCGGGACGUCUCGGCGGACUUUGAGGGCCAGAGUCCCAAGUGUGCCCAGGGCGUGCGGGACGCCUUCCGGCAGAUCAAGGACUUGUUCUCGCAGGGAGCCUAUGACACGGUCAGCCGGGAGUUCGGCACCUGCCAGACACUGUCCAGCCGGGAGGACCUGACCCAGCUCUUCGGAUUUGCCCGGAAUGCCUUCACCGUGCUGGCCAUGAUGGACUACCCGUACCCCACCGACUUCAUCGGGCACCUUCCCGCCAACCCAGUCAAGGUUGGCUGUGACCGACUGCUGAGUGAGAGCCAGAGGAUCAAGGGGCUGCGAGCCCUGGCUGGGCUGGUAUACAACUCCUCGGGCACCGCGUCCUGCUACGACAUCUAUCAGCAGUACCAGGCCUGCGCGGACCCCACAGGCUGUGGCACCGGCUCUGACGCCAGGGCCUGGGAUUACCAGGCCUGCACCGAGAUCAACCUGACGUUUUCCAGCAACAACGUCACAGACCUUUUCCCCGUGCUGCCCUUCACGGAGGCGCUCCGCCAGCAGUACUGCCUGGACACGUGGGGUGUGUGGCCCCGGAGGGACUGGCUGCAGACCAGCUUCGGCGGAGACAACCUCAAAGCCGCCAGCAACAUCCUCUUCUCCAACGGUGACCUGGACCCCUGGGCAGGGGGCGGGAUCCGGACUAACCUGAGUGCAUCCGUCCUCGCCGUCACCAUCCAGGGGGGCGCCCAUCACCUAGACCUGAGAGCGUCUCAUCCAGAAGACCCCACGUCUGUCCAGGAGGCUCGUGGGUUCGAGGCCAGGCUCAUCCACAAGUGGGUAGAAACAGCCAGACGUGAGCAGCGGCUGCAGCCAACCUAG